AUGGGAGAAACAGUAGUUCCCAUUGACGAUGAUUCUAUCCAAGAGCUCCCCACCUCAAUCAAGGACACCCCCGUCGCUCGACAAGCGGUUCCGGGACUCGAUCUUCGGGAACUCGAAUCGUGGCUGCCGCUUACUGAGUCCCGAAACGGCACCACAUUCUCUGCUACUUUUCAUCUGCUGUGUUCUGGAAUUGGAUUUCAGGCCCUUUUGCUUCCUGCUGCCUUUUUAAGUCUUGGAUGGGCAUGGGGGAUCAUAUGUUUGUCCAUAGCAUAUACAUGGCAACUCUACACCACAUGGCUUCUUGUAAAUCUUCACGAGCCUGUUCCCGGAACCCGCUGCAGCAGAUUCGUCCGCCUCUCAAUCAUUGCCUUUGGUCCGAAGCUCGGGAAGUUGCUGGCGAUCUUCCCGGUAAUGUAUCUAUCGGGAGGCUCUUGUGUCAUGCUUAUCAUCACAGGAGGGAACUCCAUGAAACAAUUCUUCAACAUCAUAUGCGAAGAAGGCACCAUGUGUAGAUCCAAGUCCUUGAGUGGUACACAUUGGUUUCUCAUAUUCACUUGCAUAGCUCUCAUCAUUGGUCAAUUACCCAAUUUAAAUUCAAUAGCCAGAGUCUCUCUAACCGGUGCCAUAACUUCCAUUGGGUACAUUACCACCAUAUGGGCUCUAUCGAUCAGCAAGGGCAGGGCUAAUGGUGUUUCUUACAGCUUACCGGAAGCGGAGAAAACCGGUAUGAAUGGAUUCAGUAACAUCUUGAAUGCCAUUGGCAUCAUCAUGCUUGCAUUCAGGGGCCACAAUCUUAUCCUAGAGAUUCAGGGGACAUUGUCAUCCGACUCACAGCAUUCAUCUGGGAAGUCUAUGUGGAGAAGUGUAAUGGUGUCGUACCUUAUAAUACCAAUGUGUUUGUUUCCACUUGCUAUUGCAGGAUUUUGGGCUUAUGGAAACAAGAUACCUGCAAGUGGAGUGGGGAUUCUAACAGCAUUUUCAGAGUUUCGCAUUCAAGACACUUCGAAGUUCGUGAUCGGCCUAAUCUACGUAUGGCUAACAGUAAGUUGCAUAACCUCGUACCAAAUCUAUGCCAUGCCCGCUUUCGACAAUUUGGAGUUUGUUUACGCCAGAAGUCGAAAAAAUCGAUGUCCGGGGUGGGUUCGGGUAGGUUUACGUCUUUUCUUCGGAGGGCUCACUUUCUUCAUCGCGGUGGCGUUUCCCUUCUUGGGAAGCUUGGCACCUUUGAUUGGGGGAAUGGCAGCUGUGCCUUUAACGUUUGCAUAUCCAUGUUUCAUGUGGAUUUCAAUCAGAAAACCCAGAUCAAAUGGUGCAACGUGGAUUCUAAACUUGGUACUUGGUUGCUUUGCCAUUUUACUCAGCAUUUUGUUAAUAGUUGCUGCUAUAUGGAACUUAGCUUACAAUGGCUUGAAUGCCAAUUUCUUCAGACCUUAAAUGACAUGUAAAAAUCUUCCAAAAAAAUG
Messenger RNA from Hibiscus syriacus, 1463 nucleotides. Its product is annotated as lysine histidine transporter-like 7. The transcript has 4 exons. The record is from RefSeq and is a predicted model, not a curated record. The coding region runs from base 1 to 1434 and encodes 477 amino acids. Gene Ontology annotation, cellular component: plasma membrane. NCBI's taxonomy places the organism in Eukaryota, Viridiplantae, Streptophyta, Magnoliopsida, Malvales, Malvaceae.